AGUGCGAUAACGAUAGAUAGCUACGCAGGCAGAAACAAGAACAACAACCUAGAAAGAAAAUGUAUUAAAACUCCUUAAACCCGAGAAAAUCCCACGCUAAUUGAAAAAAACUAAGAAUUAGACGCCACUUCAAGCACAAGCAUGGCCUCCGCUACGGUAAGAAAUGUGCCACUGCUCGACGAUGACACGAUACCCUUUGGUGAGGAAGACGAGAUGAGAGAUCCCAGUCGCGCGGGACAAAAAUACACGCAUCCGUAUGUCACCUUCUUCCACCUGUUCUUUAGAGGCGCUGCCAUUGUGAUCUACAUGUUUUGUGGCUGGUUCAGUGACUCCUUCAUCACCAGCUUUGUGUUCGUAGUGCUCUUUCUAUCCGCCGACUUCUGGACGGUCAAGAACAUCUCUGGAAGAUUGCUAGUCGGUCUGCGUUGGUGGAACUAUGUCGACGACGAUGGAGUUUCACAUUGGGUGUUUGAGUCCAAGAACUCUGAAUCCUAUCAGAGUCGAAUCAACAAGCAUGAGCAGCGCGUCUUCUGGUUGGGCCUCAUCCUCUGUCCCUUCUUCUGGGGUCUUUUCUUCCUGAUGGCCUUGUUCGGCCUGAAGUUCAAAUGGCUGCUAUUGGUGAUGAUUGCCAUUGCGCUAAAUGCUGCUAAUCUAUAUGGCUACAUUAAGUGCAAUUAUGGCGCUAGCAAGGAUCUGAACUCCGCCGCCACGGAUUUUGUGAAGACUCAACUCCUGAAAAACGCCAUGGACAUCAUGACAAAGCCUAGUAGCGCUCCGCCACCAACUAAUGUGCGCCCAACAGGAGUCGUUUAAGAUGGAAAAGACUCUAUUUACUAAGUCACCUUGCCACCUUCUGCUGCAGCGCAUUCCAAAGAAUAUUUGACGCUUCUUCUGGCUCAAACCAAGAACUUUGAACGGCAUCGCUGUCUUUAUGUACCAUAUGUAAAACUUAAUUUAGCCAUACUGCAAUCUAUCAUAAUCGUUUCUUACUUUUACUUGGAUUAAAGACCGCAUGUGUGCGACAUGCAGCCAGUA
Messenger RNA from Drosophila eugracilis, 1035 nucleotides. RefSeq lists its product as uncharacterized. Lineage: Eukaryota; Metazoa; Arthropoda; Insecta; Diptera; Drosophilidae. Gene Ontology annotation, biological process: vesicle-mediated transport; protein secretion. The record is from RefSeq and is a predicted model, not a curated record. The transcript has 4 exons. Gene Ontology annotation, cellular component: Golgi membrane. Bases 142 to 813 code for a protein of 223 amino acids.